Messenger RNA from Spinacia oleracea (spinach), 387 nucleotides. RefSeq lists its product as uncharacterized. The record is from RefSeq and is a predicted model, not a curated record. Lineage: Eukaryota; Viridiplantae; Streptophyta; Magnoliopsida; Caryophyllales; Amaranthaceae. Bases 1 to 387 code for a protein of 128 amino acids. Gene Ontology annotation, molecular function: RNA-DNA hybrid ribonuclease activity; nucleic acid binding. The transcript has a single exon.
AUGGUUCGUUGGUAUCCCCCUCCAUUGGAUACCUUCAAACUUAACUUUGAUGGUUCUUGUAAAUCUUCUUCAGCAGCAGCAGGAAUCAUUAUCAGAGACAACAUUGGUCAACCUAUUACGGCCUAUACCUACAAUCUUGGUCAUUCUCAAGCCUUUAUGGCCGAAGCUAGUGAUCUUCACAAAGGUAUCCAAGAAGCCAAGCGACUCAAUAUCAGAAGACUAUACAUUGAAGGUGACAACCUUCUCAUCAUCAACUCAGUUAAAGGAAUAUGGUCAACUCCGUGGAAGCUUCACAACAUCAUCAAUGACAUAAAAAGUCUCCUCCUCACUUUCGACAUAUGGGAAAUUAAGCAUAUUUUCAGAGAAACAAAUAGAGCAGCCGACUGA